UUUGGUAAACAGACAUUUCUCCAGUUCCUGUAGCCUUAAAGAGGAGGGAAAACCCUCAGGCAAAAGACCUUCUCACAUCUGACAGUAACAUCCUGGAUGGCCUGGAAGCUCAGACAAGCACUUGGCGGGAAAAGAAUAAACACAGACCAAAAUCUCACAAUCUGUUUCUGUUUAGUUUAUAAACUGCGACCGAGUCCGGCAGCUUUCGUGCCUUGUGGGACUUGAAGUCCGGAGGGGAGAAGCGAUCAGGGUAGCCGAAGCGUCGAAGCCGGCGGCCCCUGCAGGUCUGAAGAGUAAGGACUACAAUUCCCGACACACAUCCCGAGGCCGCGCCGUAAUUACCGGCAACCAACCGGACCGGAGCAGGAUUAGCUCCAGCCCCCGGCUCGGGAGGGCUGCCUCCACCAAUGGCAGCGCUCUCAGUGCUGAGCCUGCGGGUUAGGUUGUGAGGCUCCGGCGGGGGCGGGGAGGAGCCGAGGGGGUUCUGAACGAGCUCGGCUGCUGGGUGGGUCGGGGCGUUCGGCGCGCCCUUCAUUGAAGCGGCGGUGGCCGGGCUGGGCGCCGGGAGUGGGAAGCGACGGCGCGGCUGGAAAAUGCCAGUCCAUUCCCGAGGGGAUAAGAAGGAGACGAACCAUCACGAUGAGAUGGAGGUGGACUACGCCGAAAACGAGGGGAGCAGCUCCGAGGACGAGGACACCGAGAGCUCGUCGGUCUCCGAGGAUGGAGAUAGCUCAGAAAUGGAUGAUGAAGACUGUGAAAGAAGAAGAAUGGAAUGUUUAGAUGAAAUGUCCAAUCUUGAAAAACAAUUUACCGAUCUCAAGGAUCAACUUUAUAAAGAACGAUUAAGUCAGGUGGAUGCAAAACUACAAGAAGUCAUAGCUGGAAAAGCACCAGAAUAUUUGGAACCACUGGCAACUUUACAAGAAAAUAUGCAAAUUCGUACAAAGGUAGCAGGAAUCUAUAGAGAGCUCUGCUUAGAAUCUGUAAAGAACAAAUAUGAAUGUGAAAUUCAAGCUUCUCGCCAGCAUUGUGAGGUACUGUUAUUUUGCUUAACUUUUAAGCUGAUUUCAAUUCUUCAAGUCUUCUUCUGAGUGCAGCAGUUAAAAAAGUAAAAUAAAUGAAACAAAAUUGAAUAGUACUUUAGCUCAGCCCGCUUAUGCAAUUUUUUUUUAAUACAGUUUCACUGGAAGCUAUAUUGGAAAUAGGACACAAAGAAAGAAUCAUACAAAAGAACUAGUGAUAUAAUUUUAGAAGUUUUGCAGCUGUCACCUUAAAAAGACUUUGUAAUGAUUAUGUCAUCUGGCAUCACCAAAUAGUAUAAUUAAUAUAAUGUUAAAGACUCAAAAAAUGUAUAUCCAGUAGUUCUGUUAAUUUCUCAAUUUUUAGAUCUGUUUCCACAUCUUAGGGCAAAAUUCUCUAUGGGGGAAAAAUGGAUUCUCUGUAUUCUGUUUAUUUUUAAUAGCACUGGAAAACAUAGUGUUGAUUUUGCAGAUAACUUUUCAUAAGACCUAGACAAGAUCUAUUUAUAAAUAACUAGUGAAAAUAAGAACAAGUUCUGUGAUGAUUCUUAUCUUAAUGUACCAUAUCUUUAUAAACUACUAAAAUACUGGGAGUAGACAGAUAUAAAAAUGAUGGAGCUUGUGUCAUUUUCUUGGUUAUAACUGUGAUGAAACAUCUUUCGAUGUUUACUGGCUGUUUGGAAUUUCUUUUCUAAGAAGUACCUGUACAUAUCUUUUGCCUUUAUGUUGAGCUUUUAGUCUUUUCCUCAUUAACUGUAGAGAUUCUUCAUAUAUUCUGGAUACAAAUGCACUGCUGGUUAUAAGCUUUGCAAAUAUUUUUACCCAGGCAGUGGGGUAUCUUUUUCACUCUUUUUGAUGACCUUUUAAACAAAAUUUCACAUUUUAAUGUGGUUGAAUUUAUCAUCUUUCCUUUAUAAUACUGUAUCUGUUUCUUGUGUGUUCCCCACUUUGAGUAAAAUGAUAUGUUUUCUUUUAAAAUUUGAAAUUUUGCUUUUUGUUGCUAAACUACCUUUAUUUCAUUUUUCUGUGUGAUUAAAGUAUGGAUCUAAGUUUACUUCUUUGCUUAUGGAUAGGUAAUCUCACUGUUUAUUACAUACUUCAUUGUUUCCCCACUAAUCAGCAAUUCCAUCUCUUUUUUAUACCAAAUAUCCACAUAUGUGCUGGCUUGUUUUUAGUGUUUUUUCCAUCUGUUCCAGUGAUCUCUUUGGCUCCUCUUGCACCAGUAUCACAAUUUCUCUUUUUACAGCUUUCAUUCUAGUACGUUGAUGACUCAAUAGCCUAAUAAUUUUACCUUGCUCAUUUUCUUCUUACAGUUGCUAUUAUUAUUAAUUUUACUUGUUGUUUAGUAACAGCUUUUUAAAAAUUACCUUUUUUACUUUUUAUUUUCUGCUGCUGCCUAGAAAAGUGAGCUUUAUAUAUUAAAGAGUUUAUAUGAGUGAGUUUAUAUAUUGAUACUAUAUCCAACCAUGUUACUCUUUCUUAGACUGUAAAUAAUAUAAAUAAAUCAUCAUAUAAAUAAUAAUGUGAUUUGUGAAUAAUGCUGCAGUGAAAGUGAUGUAUGUAUUCUUGGCACCCUUGGUGAAGUUCAGUUGACCAUACAUGCAUGGGUUUGUUUUCAAGGCUCUCUUAUUUCUGUUCCAUUGGUCUAAGUUUUAUUCUGUUACCAUAUUGUUAUAAUUACUGUAGUUUUAUAAUAUGUUUUAAAAUUAGGAAAUGUGA
Odocoileus virginianus texanus is the source of this 2738-nucleotide messenger RNA. The record is from RefSeq and is a predicted model, not a curated record. Lineage: Eukaryota; Metazoa; Chordata; Mammalia; Artiodactyla; Cervidae.